GCACUGGUCUUCUCGCGAGCGGCAUUUCCACGUCAGGUUUAUUAUUGUUUUUUUGGAAUUUAUCAAGCAGUGAAAAUGCUCCUCAAAAGACUGCCUGGCUUUGUAACACUCUGGGUCGUCCUGCAGUUAGCCGGAGCUGAUUCGCCCGAGGAGGAGCAAGGCGUUCGCUACGCAAACCGCUGCGAAGCCUGCAAAAUCCUGGCCACCGAAUUGGAAGCUCGACUUGGAGAGACCGGCAAGUCGCACGACGUCAUCGAAAUCGGAUACUCCGUUGACGAUGUGAAGCCCAAGAAGCGCACUGAAUACCGGCGCAGCGAACUGCGACUGCUCGAGUCCCUGGAGAACGUGUGCGAGCGAGUGUUGGAGUACAAUCUGCACAAGGAACGCUCUGACAGCACGAGAUUCGCCAAAGGUAUGUCCCAGACCUUCCAGACGCUCCAUGGCCUUGUGGACAAGGGCGUCAAGGUGGAUCUGGGAAUACCCUACGAGCUGUGGGACAAGCCCCCGGUGGAGGUCACCCAAAUGAAGACCCAGUGCGAAAACCUACUGGAGGAGUACGAGGAAACCAUCAGCGAAUGGUACUUUAAGCACCAGGAUGAGAAGUCACUGAAGAAGCAUCUCUGCGAGGACCAUGUGCUCAAGAAAAAGGCCGAAAGGGAAUGCCUCAAGGAGCAGCUUGCUCCUCCGGAGGCUAAAAAGGCCAAAAGGGAAAAAGCCAAGGGCGACAAGGAGGAGCUGUGAGCCAAAUAAUCCAAGUAUAUCCUAGGAAUCCCUACCAUAUUGUAAUUCCAUGUCGAAAAAUGUAGAUGUAGUGCAGCUGUUGUCGAUGCAAUUUUUAAAAGUAACACAAAUUUUAGUUUUUGAAUGAACUCAAGCAUUGACAAACUAAAUGUAGUAGUUACUUAAAUUCCAAUGAUCUUACUUUUUUUCGAAAUGGAAAUCAUUUUAAGUUUUACCACCUAUAGAACAAAGCGAAAAGUGUUUAAUUAGCUUAAGUGAACUCACUAUGUCUCUCAAGCUAAUCUGUAUAACUUCCACAACGACUGAGCCACAGAAUGCUACUGAAAGUUUCGCCUGGGGCCAUUGGCUUAUUGAUUUCGGCCACGAAUUGGGGUCGACAAUUAAAAGUUGACUGCCCUCAAUGAGGUGGCCAGUCAUAACCCCCAGCCAGAAAUUCAGGUGUUCAUGCCAUGUCCAUGUCAAUAAAUGAGAUUUUGCGCAUUUUCUAGGAACCUACGGCACUGAAUGGAAGAGAGUUAUCCUUAAAUACAUGUACAUUUUAUAACUAACAUUUAGUAUUUACGAUUAAAUAUAGAUUAUCUGUGCAU
This is a messenger RNA of Drosophila melanogaster (fruit fly), 1328 nucleotides long. RefSeq names its product canopy b (gene CNPYb). The record is from RefSeq and is marked reviewed. The coding region runs from base 76 to 741 and encodes 221 amino acids. The transcript has a single exon. NCBI's taxonomy places the organism in Eukaryota, Metazoa, Arthropoda, Insecta, Diptera, Drosophilidae.